AUUCUAUGCUAGUCUAGAGGUAACGGUGACCAGUAUCGGUCGUGUCGGGGUUUUUUUGCACGCCGCCAAAGCAAAAACCAUUGUACAGUGCUCAAAGUACUUGUUGUCUUGUCGUACUUGCAAUAAGACAUCAAAAUCUGUGUUUGUACUCGGAUCGUCGGUUGUCGCGGUAAAUUUCGUUUUUGUUUGCUGCCAAAGUGCUUUGUUUUUGCUGCUCGGGAAGGAAGGAUACCUACGCGGAGCUACAAUCUCGAUCCUGUACGGCAAAGCCGACUAAAGCAAAAUGCGGGUCCCAACGAUGCUGUCGGAGGUGGACGAGUUACCCUCGGUCCAGCUGGGGGACUACACCCUGCGGUUCGAGCUGGAAGAUCUUACUCCGUUCGGGAAGGAGGUUGCCACAAAUGAGCUCCGCGAGACACCGGAAAUCAAAGCCAAAGCCAUCGAGGAGCUCCGAGAGAUGCUGAAAGGUCAAGAUGAGCUGUUGGUUCCCCUGGAUAAUGACGACUGGAUGGUACGAUUCCUGCGGCCGUGCAAGUUCUACCCAAAGAGUGCUUUCGAACUGAUCCAACGCUACUACCAAUUCAAGGUCAAACACUGGGACAUGUACCUGGACCUGAGCCCAUCGCGCGAAGCCAACAUCUUCAAGCAGAACAUCCUGGCAGUGUUCCCCAACCGGGACCAGCUGGGUCGCCGCAUCUUGCUGCUCGAGCUGGGCAAACCAUGGAAGCACAAGGAAGUUACGCUGGACGAGGUCUUCAAGGGUUGUGUUUUGUUCGUGGAGGCGGCCAUGCUUGAGCCCGAAACCCAGGUCAACGGUGCGAUGGUCAUCUUCGACAUGGAUGGCCUAACGAUGCAACAGGCGUGGCAGUUUACGCCUCCUUUCGCAAAGCGCAUCGUCGACUGGCUGCAGGACGCCGUGCCUCUGCGUAUCAAGGGAAUCCACAUCAUCAACCAACCAAAGAUCUUCAACGUGGUGUUUGCCCUGUUCAAGCCGAUCCUUCGGGAAAAACUGCGCAACCGUAUCGUUUUCCACGGUACCGACCGUGAGUCCCUGUACAAGCACAUCUCGCAGGAAUGCCUUCCGCCGUGCUACGGGGGAACCGUCAAUGCUCCGCGCGUCCUGGGAGAUCAGUGGUACGAAUUGCUGCUCAAGUGCGACGACGAAUACACCGCCAUCAACAAGUACGGCUACAUCAAACAGAUGGAUGAGCUUAGAAUAAAGAAAAAUAAGAAGAAGUGAAUCUUAGUGUAUUUAUUAUGAUGGGAUACAACAAUGGAAACAGAAAUGUGAUCAACAACCAGACUAAGUAAAUCAAAAUUGUUAAGUUGUUAGGUAUUUAGGUUCCAACUCUUGCAUACGAAAAGUAUGAUCACAGACAUUAAUUACUAGUGGACGUUUUUUAACUAGAGCUCAAUCAUUCCUAUGCUAAUAUGUGCAUAAAAUAGAUAAACAUACAUAAUUUAUUGUUAACAUAUUAACAAUCUUUGUACGGCUCUCAAAAACAACUGUGUAUAGCUAUUAGCAAGUAUUUAUACUUACUUAAAACACACCGCUUACCGCAGGGAAGGGUGCGAGAAAUCAAAGUCACGGCUACUUGUUAGGGUUAGGUAAGGAAACAAAGCUGAAAAUAUGGUGAAUCUAUGCAAAAGUGCUUAAGUUUAAGUUUUUACUAUGUUUACUGGACUUUUAAGUUGAAAUAUGGUUUUACUAUACUGCUAGUGGACCACCGAUUUUUACAUUUUUUUUUGUAUAUUGUUGAAAAGGUACAAUCACACACAAAAGUACUUUAAAUUAAAAGUUUAUAUUGAUGAAACUUUUGCGUACUGUAAAUAGAUUGGGCAUACCAAACAGAGAUGAAAGUUUU
Messenger RNA from Ochlerotatus camptorhynchus, 1865 nucleotides. RefSeq names its product alpha-tocopherol transfer protein. The transcript is spliced from 5 exons. The record is from RefSeq and is a predicted model, not a curated record. Bases 284 to 1240 code for a protein of 318 amino acids. Gene Ontology annotation, molecular function: phosphatidylinositol bisphosphate binding. NCBI's taxonomy places the organism in Eukaryota, Metazoa, Arthropoda, Insecta, Diptera, Culicidae. Gene Ontology annotation, cellular component: membrane.